Notechis scutatus (mainland tiger snake) is the source of this 7555-nucleotide messenger RNA. Lineage: Eukaryota; Metazoa; Chordata; Lepidosauria; Squamata; Elapidae. The record is from RefSeq and is a predicted model, not a curated record.
CGACACUUGCGGCAGCCGUGGCGGCAGCGGCCAGUCCCGUCAGCUGAUUUCCAGCGGCGGCUGCGUUGAGCCCCGGCGGAGGGGCGAGCAGGAAGCGGAGCCGGCGAGGGCGGUCGCGGAGGCUCAAGGCGACCUUCUUGCAGCAGGGGGAGACGCGGGAGGCUGCUCCCCGCAGACGAAGCAGGCGUGAAACCAUAAUGGCGGGCAACAGUUUGGUCCUGCCAGUCGUGCUGUGGGGACGCAAAGCUCCUACUCACUGUGUAUCCGCUACGCUAUUAAUGGACGAUGUUUCUAUGAUCAUCACAGGAUGUCACGAUGGGCAGAUAUGUCUAUGGGAUCUCUCUUCCGAUUUAGAAAUUUAUCCUAGAGCUUUGUUAUUUGGUCAUACAGCAUCAAUCACUUGUUUAUCCAAAGCCAGUUCUUCAAGUGAAAAACAGUAUAUAGUGAGUGCAUCUGAAAGUGGAGAAAUGUGCCUUUGGGAUGUGAACGAUGGAAGGUGCAUUGAAUUUACAAAAUUAGCCUGCACUCAUACUGGCAUACAGUUCUAUCAAUUCACAGUUGGGACUCAGCGUGAAGGGAGAUUGUUGUGUCAUGGCCAUUAUCCAGAAAUUCUUGUUGUGGAUGCUACCAGCCUUGAAGUUCUUUAUUCCUUGGUGUCGAAGAUUUCUAAGGACUGGAUCAGUUCUAUGAGCAUUAUUCGAUCUCAUAGAACACAAGAGGACACUGUUGUAGCAGUAUCUGUGUCUGGCAUUCUUAAAGUAUGGAUUGUAACUUCUGAACUGAGUCACAUACAGGAUACGGAACCAAUCUUUGAAGAGGAAUCUAAACCAAUUUACUGUCAGAACUGCCAGAGCAUUUCCUUCUGUGCAUUUACCCAAAGAUCACUUUUGGUAGUUUGUUCUAAAUACUGGAGGGUCUUUGAUGCUGGAGAUUAUUCCUUAUUGUGCUCAGUCCCAAGUGAAAAUGGACAGACAUGGACAGGAGGUGAUUUUGUGUCAGCAGACAAAGUGAUAAUAUGGACUGAAGAUGGACAAAGUUUUAUAUAUAAACUGCCAGCCAGUUGCUUACCAGCUAGCAAGUCAUUUCGAAGUGAUGUUGGAAAAAUGAUUGAAAACCUCAGUCCUCCUCAACUCUACUGUACUAUAGACCAAGGAGAGCAGAAAGCAGACAAACAGUUAUUAAUCUGCCCUCCUGUCACUCAGUUCUUCUAUGGACGUAGGGAGUGUUUCCAUAAAUUACUAAUCCAGGGAGACUCUUCAGGGAGGCUCACCAUUUGGAAUAUUCCAGAUUCAGUUGACAAGGAAAAUAUGACUGAAGGAUUGCCGGUUACUACGACUAUUUCUCUACAAGAAGCGUUCAGCAAACUUCACCCGGCUGGUAUUAUAGACCAGCUGAGUUUCAUCCCAAAUAGUGACGAGCCUUUGAAGGUGACAGCAAGCGUCUACAUCCCAGCACACGGGCGACUGGUGUGUGGACGUGAAGACGGAAGUAUUGUGAUUGUUCCAGCCACUCAGACUGCCAUAGUUCAGCUUUUACAAGAUGAACACAUGUGCAGAAGAGGUUGGCCACCUCACAGAACUCUGCGGGGUCAUCGAAACAAAGUCACCUGUUUGCUGUAUCCUCACCAGGUCUCCUCUCGUUAUGAUCAAAGAUACCUGGUCUCAGGUGGUGUAGAUUUUUCGGUCAUUAUCUGGGACAUCUUUUCUGGAGAAAUGAAGCACAUCUUCUGUGUGCAUGGUGGAGAAAUCACUCAGCUUUUGGUUCCUCCAGAAAAUUGCAGUUCAAGAGUGCAGCACUGCGUGUGUUCUGUGGCCAGUGACCACUCAGUAGGACUUCUAAGUUUACGUGAAAAGAAGUGCAUCAUGUUAGCCUCCCGGCACCUUUUUCCUAUUCAAAACAUAAAGUGGAGACCUUCGGAUGACUAUCUCAUUGUGGGUUGUACAGAUGGUUCUGUAUAUGUAUGGCAAAUGGAUACUGGUGCACUUGACCGAUGUGUAAUGGGAAUAACGGCAGUUGAGAUCCUGAAUGCUUGUGACGAAGCUGUACCCGCUGCAGUUGAUUCUCUCAGCCAUCCAGCUGUCAACUUAAAGCAGGCUAUGACCAGACGUAGCCUCGCUGCGCUAAAAAAUGUGGCUCAUCAGAAACUUCAGACCCUCGCUACGAAUCUGUUGGCAUCUGAUUCCUCUGAUAAAAACACAGCCCUUAUUUCCCCUGAGAAUUUACAGAAAGCAUCUGGCAGCUCUGACAAAGGAAGUCCCUUCCUGGCUGGCAAACGAGCUGCAGUCCUGCUUCAGCAGGUCAAAGAAACCGUCAAAGAAACCAUCAAAGAAAACAUAAAAGAACGUCUUUUUGACGAAGACGAUGAGGAUGAGGAAGCCAGACAAAGAAGAGAGGACGGUGACCCCGAAUACCGGUCCAGCAAAUCAAAGCCGUUAACUCUCUUAGAAUAUAACCUAACUAUGGACACAGCCAAGCUGUUUAUGUCGUGCCUUCACGCUUGGGGGUUGAAUAAUGUUCUGGAUGAACUUUGCAGUGAGCGUCUAGGGAUGUUGAGGCCUCACCGUUCUGUCUCUUUUGGCUUGCUUUCAAGAGGCGGCCACAUGUCUUUGAUGUUGCCAGGGUAUCAUAAGCCUGUAGACCAGGUACCCUCUAGUGAUAGAACAGAGAUAGUAAAGCCCGACCCUCUGACCGAGCGACACAUCAGGGGGACGUACGGCAUUUCACGCGCAGUAACAACCCAACACCUCCUCUCCAUCAUCUCCCUGGCAAACACCUUGAUGAGCAUGACCAAUGCAACUUUUAUUGGAGAGCAUAUGAAAAAGGGGCCAGCCAGGCCACCUAGACCAGGGACUCCUGACCUUGGAAGAGUGAAGACUUCUACUCCACUUGCUAGUCCAACAGCACAAGGAUUGAUUAAACAAGGAUGGAGUCAGCUUGCUGCUAUGCAUUGUGUUAUGCUACCUGACCUGUUGGGCCUGGAUCAAUUUAGACCACCUCUCCUUGAAAUGUUGGCUCGUAGAUGGCAAGAUCGAUGCUUGGAGGUAAGAGAAGCUGCACAAGCCUUACUAUUAGCAGAGCUGAGGAGAAUUGAACAGGCGGGCAGGAAGGAAGCCAUUGAUACCUGGGCUCCUUAUUUACCUCAGUAUAUGGACAGUGUUAUAUCACCUGGAGUGACUGCAGAAACCAUUCAGACCGUUAAUGUUACUCCUGAACAAUCAGGACCUGAAAUCAAAAUUCAAGAAGAAGAACAUGAUCUGGUUGAUGAGGACAUCUCAGCAGGUACGCUGUCUGGACUUCCACAAAUUAAAAAAAUAUCGUUGUCAUACGAAGAGAGACGUAAGCAAGCUACCGCCAUCGUUCUGCUGGGAGUCAUUGGAGCAGAGUUUGGGGCAGAAAUCGAACCUCCGAAGUUGCUAACUAGACCACGCAGUUCUAGCCAAAUUCCAGAAGGUUUCGGCUCAACAAGUGGCGGAUCCAACUAUUCCUUGGCAAGGCACACUUGCAAAGCUUUGACCUAUCUUCUGCUGCAACCUCCCAGUCCGAAGCUUCCUCCUCACAGCACCAUUCGAAGAACCGCCAUUGAUCUCAUAGGAAGAGGGUUUACAGUGUGGGAGCCUUAUAUGGAUGUGUCCGCUGUGCUGAUGGGCCUUUUGGAACUCUGUGCAGAUGCCGAAAAGCAACUUUCAAGCAUCAAAAUGGGGCUGCCUCUGAGUCCAGCAGCGGAUUCCGCCCGCUCUGCACGACACGCUCUCUCUCUCAUUGCCACAGCCAGGCCACCCGCUUUCAUCACCACUAUUGCCAAGGAGGUACACAGGCAUACUGCUCUUCAAGCUAAUACACAAUCUCAACAAAAUAUUCAUACCACCACCUUGGCUCGAGCAAAGGGAGAAAUUCUGAGGGUUAUUGAAAUCCUUAUUGAAAAAAUGCCAACAGAUGUUGUGGAUCUCCUUGUAGAGGUAAUGGACAUCAUCAUGUAUUGUCUUGAAGGCUCAUUAGUCAAGAAGAAGGGACUGCAGGAGUGCUUUCCAGCUAUCUGCAGGUUCUACAUGGUCAGCUAUUACGAGCGGAGUCAUCGAAUAGCAGUUGGAUCUCGCCAUGGUUCAGUGGCCCUCUAUGACAUCCGGACUGGAAAAUGUCAGACAAUUCAUGGCCAUAAAGGGGCAAUAACAGCAGUGGCUUUCGCACCCGAUGGUCGGUACCUUGCCACUUACUCCAACACUGAUAGUCACAUUUCCUUCUGGCAGAUGAACACCUCUCUUUUGGGAAGCAUCGGGAUGCUGAAUUCUGCACCGCAGCUCCGUUGUAUUAAAACCUACCAGGUGCCUCCAGUCCAACCUGCAUCUCCAGGUUCACAUAAUGCCCUCAAACUGGUCAGGCUUAUCUGGACUUCGAACCGCAAUGUUAUCCUGAUGGCCCACGAUGGCAAAGAACAUCGAUUUGUGGUGUAAAGUCAGGGUGUGUGAAAGAGGCUUCUUCCCCCCCCCCCCCCCCCCCCACCCACAACCCACCAACCCCAGUUCUCAGUACAAAUGUGUCUUGAAAGUUCUUGUAAAUUGAUUCUACCCUCUUUAUGAUCUUAAUAUUGGAGGUAUUAAAUACCCAAAGAUUUAUGGACCAGGAUUGGCCAGGCAAUAUAUGUUCUCCUUGCUUCUGCAUAGCUCCUUUAGAGCAGUGUUUCUUAACCUGGGCAACUUUUAAGAUACAUAGACUUCAACUCCCAGAAUUCCCCCGCCAGUUGGCUAGAGAAUUCUGGGAAUCGGAAGUCCACGCAUCUUAAAAUUGCCAAGAGAACUUUAAUUUUAGAGAAACGCAAACCCAUUCAGCAAUUAGAACAUCUUGCAAGAGUUUUCUCUUUAUCGCUACGAGAAGGGAAAAAAAUAAAACAGGAGAAUUGAGAAUAUAACUUGAGUCUGGCUAGAUUGGUGAGAAUCUUGAUUUCUGCUGACUUUGAGAAAGAAAAUCACUUUCACAACUUUUUAAAGCUAGUCUGAAUCUCAUCAUUCCAAUGCUAAAAUCCUCAGAGCCUAAAUGGAAAAAAAAUUCCUUUGAAGUGUUUUGAAAUGUCAUGUUUACCAAAGCUUAUGUGUUUACACUGAAAUUCUUCCAAGUUCUUGGAAGAUCUUGGAGUAAGAAUGCUCUGUCCCUUUCUGAAAUUCUGAUAGGAUCAGGAAAGAUCCACAAGUCCCACAUGUACUCUUUUGGCAUUUUUUACCUGAAAAAAAAAGAGAGUCAUAUGGCACAUAUAUAUCUAGAAUCUGAGAUGCCUACCGUACUAAUAUCACUGGUUAAUGGCAUUAAAGACCCAUUACAUAGUUCGGGUUUGGGAUUUUGUAAGAAAAUGUAUAGAAAAGGAGAAAUCAUUUUCUUUGUGUAAUUUCUAAUCAAGAUGGAAACAAUGGCAUAUUCCCAUUAGUGAAAAGGUGAUUUUAUGUUUUUUAGGUUGGGGAAAAAGAAUUUCCCCUUCAGUGAAAAUUUACACAAGAAUACGAAAGAGAUAAUGGGGAUAAUGAUAGUUGCUGCUAUUAUAUGUAUCAAUAUCAUAUCUAUGUAUCCACAAAUGAGCUCUUCUACAGCUUCCUCUUGCAAAAAAAAAAAUGAAGACUGUUCAGAUUUAUAUCGUCAAACUCUAUUGUGACAUAAGUAUGUCACUAAUUAUGAUACAGCAAACUUAUAUCAUUUGGAUUAAUCAGAGGAAAGAGACUUAAGAGUUAGAAUUAUUUAAUAAAACAUAUCUUUAUCAUUAUUGCAAGAAAUAUGAAGAAAAGUUAACCUUCGGGUCCAUUUCAAGUGUUAUCCUUAAUCAGGCUGAUUAGCAUUCACAUAUCGCCUAUGUCUUAUAUAUUUAUUUUUCCUGAAAAACAUUGUCUGUCUCCCACCCCACUCCCUUCCUUAUACAGCUGAGGGGGGAAAAAUGUAGAAAAUAUUUUAUUGAAAUGCUGGUGUGUUAAACAUACUGUAUGUAUAGUAUACAUGUACUUCUAGACUUGAAUAUGAGAAUACAGAGAAACUGCUCUUAAUGCAUGCUGAUAAAUUUAGCAAAAAUUGCACCUGCGGAAAAUUUGAUUGUGGAAAUUGAAGGAUGAAGAAUCAAGAAGGACAACUAGAUGCAUUUUUUUUGGAGCAGAGCAUCUGUAUCCUCUCCCCAGAAAUGAAUGUUGUCCAUCAUCUUGCCUUCCUACAUAGCACUGAAACAUUCCUGGUGCUUUGCAUACAUUGAUAUUAUUAUCAAACAAUUUAGUGGGAGCUAGCAUUAUAUCAGCCAUAAUUCGUUGCGUUGAGAAUUGUUCAAAAUGUUUUACAGCACCGUAAUUUUGUGCUUUUGACCUAUGGUUUGGUGGAGAUAAAUUCAGUUGUAAAUUUUCAGUUUUUCGAGGGGCGGGGGGGGGGGGGGGUUAAAGAAACAUAUCAUGUGUGCACCUGGUUAUGAGUACUUUCCCCGGAAUUCCCAGAAUUGUACACCAUUGUUGAAUUAUAUUACAAUGACAGCAUAAACGGUACAGUCAAUGAUAUAUAGGGAUACUCCCUGUCAGAUAACUUUCUUUUUUAUUAUGUAUAAUUUCUUCUGUUAUCCACACAUUCUUUUCCCACAUUGAUUCCUUCAAUCUAUGUGGUCCCAUAGAAUGAUGCGUGAGAGGAAAAAAGCACAUUCCUUACUGCAAGGUUAGCUAAUAUUUCCUGAAAUAAACAAGACUCUGCAGAGACCCAUUUCCAAGCAAUAAGGCAAAUUGGCGAGGCAGCUUUCCAAAUUUACUAAGCUAUCUGCAUAAUGGUACUUGUUGCAUCUCAGCAGGGACUCUCCAAUCUCCUGGGAUGUUUGGAUUUCUAGCUGCCAUCAACCCAGAAGCAAAGGAUUGUGGGAGUUUGUAGCUAAAAUGUUUGCAGGGCACUUGGAGCCUAUUAUUAGUGUAGGCCUACUAAGGGCCAAAGCCUACAUUAUGGUAAUCUGAGGGUUGCCAAUUAAAAAAUGCACUCCAGUAAGGAGAAGGUUUUUGGUUUCCCUUCAAAACAUAGUCUAAAACACGGGUGUCAAACUCACUGUUGUCAUGUGACAUUUCACGACAUUUUUCCCAUUCGUGGAGCUGGGGUGGGCAUGGCCAGCACGUGAUGCAUCUGGGCCAUGGGCCGCCAGUUUGACACCCCUGGUCUAACAGUUACCUACAAUAUGAUACUAUGAAUUUCCUUACAACAACCAGUGACCUAGGGAGAAAAGAUAAAUAUAUAAUAAUAUGCAUCAGGAUCUAGACAAAAAAAUGCCACCUAUCACAAGGCAAGUUUGAAGAACCAGCAAGUGACUCCCAUUUGAUAUACAGCAGGCUCUCUGCAUUUAUAACAUGGAAGCCCAACUUAGAUAUUCCAAACAUACUACACUGUGUUAUGCAAAAGGAGAGCAAAUCUUUAAAGUUGUGCUGCACAAUUUCAGCAGGGCUUAUAGGAAACUUCCAUCUUUGUUUUGAGUGGAGGAUGUCCGGUUCCCAAAUGUUACAAUCGGCUGUAACUGUUCCUUUUAUUUUACCAUGUCUUGUUUUUCAAACAAAGAAUUUCCAGCAUUUUGAGA